Messenger RNA from Hippoglossus stenolepis (Pacific halibut), 7743 nucleotides. RefSeq names its product interphotoreceptor matrix proteoglycan 2b (gene impg2b). NCBI's taxonomy places the organism in Eukaryota, Metazoa, Chordata, Actinopteri, Pleuronectiformes, Pleuronectidae. Bases 204 to 6461 code for a protein of 2085 amino acids. The record is from RefSeq and is a predicted model, not a curated record. Gene Ontology annotation, molecular function: hyaluronic acid binding; heparin binding. The transcript has 21 exons. Gene Ontology annotation, biological process: visual perception.
CCAUCUGCUCACCUGAGAGGAAGCAGCGAGCAGCUCGCAGACGUCAGGACCGUCCGAGCUCUGAGAACGUCCCUCUGUCUCCUCACGUCUUCUACAUGCUGCGCUCAGAGGUGCAUGGAUGAGAGUGGGCAGGAGGCCGCUGAGGAGGUGGAAAUAACAAGCAGCGAGUCCGGGGCUGGAGCUUUGCAGGAGACUUUUGAGAAAUGUCAGGAAAGUUUGGGAGGAUGGCGCUGUGGGCGCUCGGGGCCGUGCUGCUUUCAGGGUACAUGUACAUGGAAUCAGAUGCCGCUCAUGAGCUGAAGGAGGAUUGGCAGGAACGUGGCGGAGGCUUGGACGAGUCGCCCCUGGACUCAGACCCGCUUCUAUACGGACGACGCGUCGCUUUAACUCGGAGAAAAAGGAAUAUCUUGUUUCCCAGCGGAGUCAAACUUUGCACUCAGGAGACGCUGGACCAGGCCGUCGCCAACCAUCUCAAAUACUUUCACCUCAGAGUGUGUCAGGAGACGGUGUGGGAGGCCUUUAAGAUCUUCUGGGACCGGCUGCCGGAGCGGAACGACUACCAGGACCGGGUGAGUCGCUGCAUGGACGGCUCCUUCAGCGUCACGGACAUCGGCAGCUUCUUCAGCCAAUCAGAGGAGCACAUCAGCCUCAUCAGGAGUAGGGUCGCCAUGGCAACUACGUUAAACAGCGUGCCCGUCACCUCAGGCCCUCCUCCGUGCAGCUCUGAGACAACAACCGUCCACGCUGGAGACUCGCUGAUGGAGACAGGGGAGGAAGUUGUCGUCAUUGGGUCGAUUCCACCUUCAGUCAUCGCUGAGAUUCCCACAGAGUCUGAAGAAGAGGAUGUUGCUGACGAUACUGUGGAGGUCGCCACAGAGGUCAUUGACUCUGUUACCUACAUGCCUUUGGAUGGACAAGAAGAAAAACCUGUCCCAGAUACAACCAAGGAGGAGACUGUAGAGGAUUUAACUCCUACUGAUCUGGAUGUACCCGACUCAGAGGUGAUUGAAGAAGUCACCCCUGUCGGUGAAGAGCCACCUUUGGAAGUUGUUGCUGAAGAGUUCCUCACAGAAGCUACUGUUGUGGUUCUUACAAAGCCCACAACAGUACCUGCUACAGAAGCUGUCACAGUGCAGGAUUUAGAGCAGCAGGAAACUCCAGAACUUGGUGCUGAGGCUCCGUCAGAAGUCAUUUUGGAGGCAAUCCAGGAGACAACAAUCAUUUUUGGCCCAGAAGAAGAAGAAAUCCCAGACAAUUCUUUAGAUAUCACCCCGAGGGUAACUUUAGCUGAUAAUGUUUUAGAGGAACCCACUGAAACAGCACAAGCUGUAGCAGUUCUUGAAGAACCUAAAGGAGACGUCCACAAAUCACCAGGAGUUGUAGAAGUUAGUCAAGAUACAAGGGAAGUCAGCACAGAGCCAAUCCCAGCUGUGUUUCUGAUAACUGAGCCAGAUUCAGAAGACCAAACCAAAACAUUCAUAUAUGUGACUCCAGAACAAGAACCUGUCUCAAACAUAGAAACAGAAGUUCCAUCUCAGUCCUAUAUUCUGGCGACAACAGUCAAGGUAGACGUAAAAGCUAGUGAAGAUACUGAAGAGGACCAAACACCAGAAGACCAACUGACGACUCAGAUUGCUCUUGAUGCAACAGACAAGCCAGAGGAGGAGGAAGAAGUAGGGAUCAAACAUGAAGAACCCAUAAUUGUUACCGAAGCUGCUGUUCAAUUGGAGUCUCCUGCGUUAGAAACAGCAAGCGAAAACCUACAAGAGGAAGCAGGGGGCGCUGUGGGGACUGUAGAAACUCAACUAGAUGUUAUUAAAGAAGGAGAAGAAGAGCCAGUGAAACCAGCAGAUACAAACGAAAAAGACGAAGAACCAAUUGAAGAAACACUUGAGGCACCUGUGGAUCCUGUAGAGGAAAUAAGUGGAGAGGCUACAGGAGGUGCAGUAAAAGAAACUGAACCGGCACAAGAGUUUGAACCUAUAGAUGAAAUAACACCUGACGAAGAUACAGAACCCACAGAGGAACCAGUAGGAGAACCAGAGCGUGUCGAGGGUAUUGCCAAAGAGAAGAAACCUACAGUACAAGAGGUAGAGCAUGAAGUAGUACCUGAUCUUUUUAUUACAUCUGUGUCUGAUGAGACAACCGAGGAAGAACCAGGAGCAGGACAAACUAAACCCCAAGUUACAGAGGAGAUGACGUCCCAGGUCCCUCCAGAGUCUCGUGAGGAGAUCACUUCGGUUGUUGUUGUUCCAGAGGACACAGAGGAAUUAUUGCCAGUGAUUGAAAUGGAGGAAACACCUGAACUUCCAGGAGGCUCAGAGUUUGAAAUCAUUUCAGAAAUCACAGAGGAGGAUAUUACCCAGUUGAUUUCAAGUGAGGUCCCAGAACCUGGAUACCUUCCUGCAGUUGAGGAAGAUAUUGCCUCAGAAGUUGUGACUCACACUCAGCCAGAGACGAUUUCAGAGGUAGAAUCUUCUGAGGAGGUCACACCAGAGUCUCAUGAAGACGUUGUCCCAGAAGCUGCACCUGAGGAAGACAGUGCACCAAGUGGGGACAGCAUCCAUGUUGCUCCAUCAGAGGUUCCACGAGAGAAGGUGGAUAGUAUCUCUGUUGAUGUUACAGCAGAGGAUACAGCCAAUCUAGCUAAAGAGUAUUCGGAGUCCUCAGAGGAAAUCACUCCAGAGACUGUGGUCGGUAUCCCUGCAGAGAGUACCCAGGGUACUGCCACUGAGGAGGCCACCCCUGGCACAUCUUUGGAAGUCACGACCAAGUACAUAGUGGAGUACAACAAUGGAAACUUCCCUGAUAUAACAGAGAGGCCUUAUGACGUCGAUGACGGCUUACUGGGAAACAACGGCUUUGGCUUGGAGGAAGAGAAGGAGAACCCGAUUGGUAACGAGAUAGACGACACUUUGCUGCGGCCCCCGAGGCCCCUGAAGGACCAGGUGGUGGAGCUGAGCAUCAAGCUGAGAGGAGAAACGUACAACGACGCUCUGAGAGAUCCCAGCAGCUUCCAUUACCAGCAGCUGGCGAAACACUUCACACGCAAGAUUGAAGACGCCUUUGAGAGGCUGCCGGGCUUUAAGGACGUGUACGUGGUGGAGUUCAGACCACAGAAGGACCUGGAGCGAGGUUUGGUCGUCCUGGUCCACUACGCCAUCACGCUGGAGGUGGACAGUGGCGGCAUUCCCAACGACACAUUGGACUUCAUCUCCUUGCAGAACAAUUUGGUGGAGAAGAAUUACCCUGGAGCCGCCGAGCAGCCCACCGUCGUCUACACCAUCACUGACUUCCGUAACUACAUCACUGAGGCGCUGCACAAAGACAACUUCAUGACCAACAGCAGCCUGGAGACGCAGGGGGACCCUCUGCAGCUGGAGAACGCCGAGAACUUGCUGCUUUCUGUGAAACCUACGAGUCGACCAGACGACUCCUUCGACAACAUGGAUAACGUUCUGGCAGCAGAGAAGCCUCCCGACGCUCCGAGUCAUGAGGUGGAAGACAGCAAUGUUUUUCUGAAGAAGGACGACUUCCUGUUUGACCCCUUUGAUCCGUGGAAAGGUCCUCAGACUGGGGGGGUGAGCGAGAAUGACGUCUUCACGUUUGAGGAGAGCUCGGUUCCUCUGCAGCCCGAUGAAUUCCCCGAUAAGACGUCAGACCUGGAGCCACCGGAUGAAGAGAAUAAUGUAUUUAUUGAAGAUGAGGGAUUUCUUCUCAAUAAUGCUCCUGGCGCUGGAGACGAUUCCCCCAGAGGGGACCAUGCUGUCAGUGCUGGAGGCUCCUCAGCCACUGCCUCUCCACCGGCGAAUCCUCAGACGGGCUCUGAGAACACGAUGGACGAUGGGUCUGGUUCUGGUUCCUCUGGAGACGGCCAGGGAGCUGAUCUCUGGUCCUGGCAGCCCUCUGUGACCUCUGAUGGGACUGGCAGCCUGGAGGUGCUACCACCUCCUGAUCUGGAGGAGACUGAUGAGGAGGAUGAAGACCAGGAUGAGGAAGGGGUUGCUGUUGUUGAGUCUCUGAAUACGGAGGAAGGUGAUUUGGUUGCAAUGGGAGUAGAACUCACAAAUGCGCCUCCUUGGACAACAACAGCUCCUGCUUUUGAGGAGUCAGUGCAGGAUGGAGGCCUUGAGGAACCUUUUCUGGAUGAAGUCCUGGUAACGCCGCACAUCAGCACCGAUCCACGGUACUCAACCACAACACAAGCUCCUGUGUUCUCACCCAGAGGAACAUUGACUGUUGAACUUUCAGUACAAACAUUUGAAGCGUCUGGAAUCUACGAUGUGUAUUCCCUGACAGAACCACAUGUAACUAUCGUGCCAGGCAGAGAUUCUCCUGAACCUGAAUCUUGGACUCGUGAGGAGCCGUAUUUUUUUGGACCAACUAAUUCAGCAGUCAACCUUCAAGAAACCACUGAAGUGGUUGAAGUAACUACAGCAGCAGAGAUGCAGCUUCCAGUUGUUACAGAUGAGUUUACAUCAGCAGAAGAUGCACCUGAGAGGGACGAGGUUGAAGGGAUUCUGGCGCCUGUGGUUCCUGAUACGGAAGCCCCUUCGACCGAAGAGUCUCCGACCUUCGUAGAAGUCCAGGCAGUCACAGUCAAAGAACCUAGCUUUGAUAUCAUCACUGAACUGUCAGAACUGGAGGUUCUCACAGAAAAACCCAAACUGCUCCUGCCAGAACCUGCAGAUCACCAUGAGGUUGAGAUUUUAGAAGAGCAGCACAUCGGCACCUCUGAUCCUACAACGACAACAGCAGCGCCAGCGGUCGAGGCUCUAGACAGUGACCUGGUAGCGGAUGAAGUCAUGGUCGUCACUACAACCACCGCUGCUCCCGUCUCAACCUCAUCCCCGAACUCAGACCACAGCCACAGCAUCGCACUCUCGCCUGAGAAAGACUCGCCGUUUACUCGUGUGUCGGAUUCAGAGCCGGAAGACGAGGACCUGAUUCAACAUGAACACCUAAACCAUGAAGAUUCAGACGAAGUUCCAAUAAGCUUUCCAUCUCCAGAUGUUACUCAUUCACCACCAACAGUGGUGGCUGCAAAUGAAAAAGACAGUUCUCCGACUGAUGCUUCAGAACCGCUGCCAGGUGCUUCGGCACAGGAUGACGACAUUGACUCAACCUUGACAGAUGCUUUGAAAGAGGAAGUAGAUACUGACAUCCCCCAAACAUCUUCGUCCUCACUUCAGAAAGUCAGCACUCCUGCUACUGAGAUCCAGACGUCUGAGCACGAUUUCUCUGAUGUGCCGAGCAUCGACGUCAGCUUCGACGUCUUCCAGUAUGGCGGAAUCGCGACGGAAGGCGACAGCAGUGGAUUCUCCAGUGGCACUCAUGGGUCAGAUCUGGAUGCCAUUGCAUUACCAGCCCAACCUGGCAGGGCUCUAACCGUGUUCUUCAGCCUGAGGGUGACCAACAUGGCGUUCUCCAUGGACCUGUUCAACAAGAGCUCCCCUGAGUACAAGGCCCUGGAGCAACGCUUCAUGCAACUGCUGGUCCCGUACCUGCAGUCCAACCUGAACAACUUCCAGAACCUGGAGAUCCUCAACUUCCGGAAUGGCAGCAUCGUGGUGAACAGCAGGAUGAAGUUCGGUAAGCCGGUUCCCAAAGGCGUCACCAACGUCGUCUACCUGAUCCUGGAGGACUUCGCUAACACCGCCUACCAGACCAUGAACCUGGCCAUCGACAAGUACUCGCUGGACGUCGAAUCAGGCGACAGAGCCGAUCCCUGUAAGUUCCAGGCGUGUAACGAGUUUUCCAGAUGUAUGGUGAACCAGUGGUCGGGCGAGGCCGAGUGCGUCUGUGACGCCGGGUAUCUGAGCGUGGACGGUCUGCCGUGUCAGAGCGUCUGUGAGGUGCAACACGAUUUUUGCCUCAAUGACGGCAAAUGUGACAUCAUCCCUGGCAAGGGCGCCAUCUGCAGAUGUCGAGUUGGAGAGAACUGGUGGUACCGUGGUGAGCACUGUGAGGAGUAUGUCUCCGAGCCGCUGGUGGUGGGCAUCGCCAUCGCCUCAGUGGCAGGUUUCCUCAUGGUGUCGGCCGGAAUCAUCUUCUUCCUGGCGAGGACGCUGCGAGAGCAGUAUGACGGAGAGGACACGGAGGACCCAGUGAGACGUGGAGACAGUUUGCCGACGCUGGAACGUGCCACCAAGUUCAACCCAAUGUUGGAGAGCGACCCCGUCACCGCCCAGUAUUACCGGCACUAUGACGACAACUUGCCUCAGUUCUACCGCGGCCGUGACCCUGACCUCCCCGAGUUCAGCGGCUCUGCCAGCGUCGACGGCUCCAAAGAGCUGAGCAGCGACGAGAUACAACACAUCUACCAGAACACCGCGCUCAGCAGAGAGGAGAUCCAGGAGCGUCUGAGGAUUAUCGAGUUGUGCUCCAGGGAUCAACACUUUGCAGACUUUGUGCGACAGACUCAAGUGUUCCUGGAGAGAAGAGGAAGUUCCACCACGUAGAGAGCAGAGUGAUGGAGACGAGCUCAGAAUCCUGCCUUUGUCUGACUCGAGGAGGGGGAGGAGCUUGUGGUCUGUCACCUCGCUGCGUCUGAUUGGCCGGAGCAGAGGUGAUGAGCUGCCGAAUCUUGGGACUCUUUCUAUUGGACCUGACGUGAACUCUGACCCCUACAGGGUCGUCUGUUGCUCUGACCUUUGACCUUUGUGUGUAAAUGCUUUAACGCUUCAGUCUGUUUCUGUCUUACUCUUCAUCUUCCGCCUCAACUCAACCGUUUCUGUUUGCGUCUCGACCUGCACGUCCUCGCUGUCGCAGAAAAGAAAGAUCGUUCGUGUCGGCCGAGUUUCAGACCUCGUGAUUGGUCGUGAGAGAAAGGUCGUGCUCUGGUCGUGACUCCUCCCCAUCAGUGCCUUUGCCGCUUCUUUGGGAUUUGAUGCUUAGAAUCUCAGAUACCUUCACGUUAACAAUCGGUGUUUCCGUGACUCCACGACAACUCGGACCAGGAAACCGCCUGUUUUCUGUUCGUUCAAUCAGCUGCUUAACGAACCAAUGUUUACAUUUCUCUGCUGGAGUGUAACCGAUGUGUAGCAUGUGUAGCCUGUAAGUAACACGCAUGACGAAUGUUCGCAACAGGAAACUGAUGUUCGUGAGCUGCGGAAGACGAGUCGUGCCACAAAAAACUAAAUCCUUGUUUUUUUCUUGUGGCACUAAUCCUCUUCGGUAUUUAUGUUUCCGAUGUUUCUGAUGCUUUAGGAAACAUUGAACGUGAGUUUAUACGCCGAUGAUAUUCUCUUGUUUGAGCACAACGACCAUCUGGUUUGUAAAAGCUACGACCUUGUUCCCGCAGGUUAUUUCCUUUGCGCAUCGUUAGCGUCACAAGAUAAAUGUUUAACGAGCCUGGAACAAAUGAAAUGAUCCGAGCGUUUAAAACAAUAAAAGAGUCAAACAGAUCGAGAGGAAGAAGAUUUCAAACAUUCAAGAACAUUUUGUGUAGAAAAUCAGAUGUUUCUGUCGUUUCUUUAGAAUCUGUGUUUUUUAUUAGACGUCUCAGACACGACAAACAGCGACUCCUCCGCAGGUCACGUGUGUGUGUGUGUGUGUGUGUGUGUGUGUGUUGUGUGCACGUGCGCGGCCUCUCUCCUUUGUGGUGUUUUCUAUUGUGUUUUAUAAACUGUUCGUCUGAUUAGAACAAAACUAAAACUGUGUAAUACCGACGCACUCACUUUUUUAAAAUAAAAAGACGAUAUUUUCUACACAGUCGUCUGACGUGGAGUCAAACAUCUGUCA